Cryphonectria parasitica EP155 is the source of this 1945-nucleotide messenger RNA. RefSeq lists its product as uncharacterized. Gene Ontology annotation, molecular function: cyclin-dependent protein serine/threonine kinase regulator activity. The record is from RefSeq and is a predicted model, not a curated record. The coding region runs from base 428 to 1945 and encodes 505 amino acids. Gene Ontology annotation, cellular component: cyclin-dependent protein kinase holoenzyme complex; nucleus; cytoplasm. The transcript has 4 exons. Gene Ontology annotation, biological process: regulation of cyclin-dependent protein serine/threonine kinase activity; G2/M transition of mitotic cell cycle. NCBI's taxonomy places the organism in Eukaryota, Fungi, Ascomycota, Sordariomycetes, Diaporthales, Cryphonectriaceae.
CAAGACUGCAUCCAACCCAUCACAACACACCAGCCACCCUCCUCUACUCUCUCUCUCCUUUGAUCUUCCCCUAGGAGAGCAGGUCAUUACCCAUUGGCAACAACAAUUUCAACACACACAAAGGCAAUAUCAUCAGCCAGCAGGACACGCAGGAGACACAAUCUCUGCCUGGCCACCAAUAUCCAUCCAAUCGCACCUCCAGACGCGUCUCGCUCUCACCGAUGCUUGUCUUUUGAGCCAUUCCCCUACCUGCCCACCGCCCAGAACACAGGGGGGGCCCAACAUCCAACAGACACAUUUUCUGUCUUGACUCCAAACAGAGCAUUCAGUCCUUUUUAUUGACUGUAUAUUCACGUGUCUAGACAUACUUCGCAUCUCUUUUCACUUAGUUGCCAAGUAGUCCAUUGCCCCAUCAGCAUUUGGGUAAAUGAAGUCUGACAGAACAAUCAGCAAUAUGCCUCCUGGACGUGCUACCACCCGCGCCGCGCGCGUCGCCGCCAACGAGAACGAUGAGAACAGCGGCCUCGGUUCCCAACGUCUGACGCGUGCUAAGGCAGCCGCGCUGCAUGUCGACGAGCUGUCCCAGCCCAACAAGCCCCUCGCGGCUAAGAAGGCUGGUCUCAACGCUAACGUCACCGGUGCUACCCGCAAGCGUGCUGCCCUGGGCGAUGUCUCCAACGUCACCAAGAUUGAGGUCAGUGAGGGAAAGAAGAUCGGUGCCACCACCAAGUCGGCUACCGUGUCCAAGACUACUGCGAACCGAGUAACCAAGAGCUCGACCGUUGGUACCACUCGUGCCGCUCGCGGCGGCCCCCUCACAUCCAAGGAAACCAAUGUCACCAAGAAGACCAAGGCUUCUGGCCCUGGCGAGAUCGGCUCCAAGCGCAAGGCCACCGCUGCCGCUCUCGCCAAGAAGGGCACCCCUGAGGGUGCCGAGCCCGUCCGCAAGAAGCCACACACUGCAGAGAAGGAGAACGUCAGAGCCCAGAAGGAGCAGAAGGCUGUCGAGGUUGAGCCCCAGCCCGAGCCCGAGCCAGCCCAGGACACCCAGGCUGAUUACCUGGCCACCAACGACUUCGAGUACCCCGAGGGUGUGAAGGAUCUCGACUCGGAGGACCGCGAUGAUCCCCUGAUGGUUGCCGAGUAUGCCCACGAGAUCUUCGACUACCUCCUGACCAUCGAGCCUUCCUCGUUGCCCAACCCCGACUACAUGGAGCACCAGGACGAGCUCGAGUGGAAGACGCGCAGCAUUCUCGUCGACUGGCUCAUCGAGGUCCACACCCGUUUCCAUCUCCUCCCCGAGACCCUGUUUCUCGCAAUCAACAUCAUUGACCGUUUCCUCUCCGAGAAGGUCGUCCAGCUCGACCGUGUCCAGCUCGUCGGCAUCACUGCCAUGUUCAUUGCAUCCAAGUACGAGGAGGUCCUCUCCCCCCACGUCGGCAACUUCAAGCACGUUGCGGACAAUGGCUUCUCCGAGUCUGAGAUCCUCGCUGCCGAGCGAUUCAUCCUGCAGACUCUAGAGUACGACCUCAGCUACCCCAACCCCAUGAACUUCCUCCGCCGUAUUUCCAAGGCCGACAACUAUGACAUCCAGACCCGUACUGUCGCCAAGUACCUGCUAGAAAUCAGUAUUGUCGAUCGCCGCUUCAUGCCCUACCGUCCCUCCCACGUAGCUGCCGCUGCUAUGUACAUGGCACGCCUGAUCCUGGACCGUGGUGACUGGGACGAGACGCUGUCAUUCUAUGCCGGCUACACCGAGACUGAGAUCGAGCCCAUCAUCCACCUCAUGGUCGACUACCUGGCGCGGCCCGUCGCUCACGAGGCCUUCUUCAAGAAGUAUGCCAGCAAGAAGUUCCUCAAGGCGUCCAUCCUGACGCGCCAGUGGGCUAAGAAGAACGCUGCCGUUUUUGGCAUCCACAACCUGGACCGACCCCUCGACGAGUGA